CUUUCCUGGCCGCCCCAUUGCUCGCUUCGUACAGCUCGGUGCUCGCAGCGCCCGGCCCGACCUCGCCCCCGCCUCACCCACAGACAUGUCCGAGGCCAAGAGCGGCCCCGAGUACGCUUCCUUUUUCGCGGUCAUGGGCGCCUCGGCCGCCAUGGUCUUCAGCGCCCUGGGUGCCGCCUAUGGCACAGCCAAGAGUGGCACCGGCAUCGCAGCCAUGUCUGUCAUGCGGCCGGAGCUGAUCAUGAAGUCCAUCCUCCCGGUGGUCAUGGCCGGUAUCAUCGCAAUCUAUGGCCUGGUGGUGGCAGUCCUCAUUGCCAACUCCCUGAAUGAUGACAUCAGUCUCUACAGGAGUUUCCUUCAACUGGGCGCUGGCCUGAGCGUGGGCCUGAGUGGGCUGGCAGCUGGCUUUGCCAUCGGCAUCGUGGGGGACGCUGGCGUGCGGGGCACUGCCCAGCAGCCCCGGCUAUUCGUGGGCAUGAUCCUGAUCCUCAUCUUCGCCGAGGUGCUCGGCCUCUACGGUCUCAUCGUCGCCCUCAUCCUCUCCACAAAGUAGCCCCUCUGGGCCCACCAGCCACAGAAUAUGAUGUAAAGACCACCCCCUCCUCAUUCCAGAACGAACAGCCUGACACACACACACGGGGCAGCUGCCUGCCAGUAGUUGGUCUUAUAAAUGCGCAGUGUCCUAGUGCCCAUCGUCUGUUGCCCCCAGCCUUGCCCCUGUCCGCCCCGUGCCGUGGACAUCUGGGCCCACCACUCCCGGUCCAGGCCCCUGACCAGUGAGGAUGCAGGCCUCUGGCCGCCCCCACCCAUCUGCCCUAGAGUGCUCUGUGUAUAAGGAUGAAUUAGAGUUGUCAUUUUCUCUUCACUGGAUGUUUAUUUAUAAAGAUUUGACCUGUUCAUACGUC
Mesoplodon densirostris (Blainville's beaked whale) is the source of this 905-nucleotide messenger RNA. RefSeq names its product V-type proton ATPase 16 kDa proteolipid subunit c-like. Gene Ontology annotation, biological process: proton transmembrane transport. The coding region runs from base 86 to 553 and encodes 155 amino acids. The record is from RefSeq and is a predicted model, not a curated record. Gene Ontology annotation, molecular function: proton-transporting ATPase activity, rotational mechanism. NCBI's taxonomy places the organism in Eukaryota, Metazoa, Chordata, Mammalia, Artiodactyla, Ziphiidae. The transcript has a single exon. Gene Ontology annotation, cellular component: proton-transporting V-type ATPase, V0 domain.